UCAGUCAUUUAACAGUUCUGCGAGAAUUUAGAAGAAAGAAAGAUAGAAAAAGCCAUGCUUGAGAGGAAUGUAUCUCGUACGAUCUGUCAUCUGUCAGAUUUUUGUAUUAUGUCAAUAUUGUGAAAUUGCGACAAGAAGGAAAUGUGGAAAUACAUUGUGCAUUAUGUAAUGCAUUCUUGAUAAUUGCGAGGAAAAAACGUUUCUUUCGUUGCUGUCUUAAUUUUGUUGUGAAUGUUGUGAUAAUGGAGUCUUGAAACGUCAACAGUCGUUCUUUAUUUGAAAGUCAUUGUAACAGUCCUGUGUAUCAUUGCAUAUGAAAAGAACAGGAUGGGUAAAGCGGAAUAUACCUGAGCCUGAAACAAUCGCUGGACACAUGUAUAGAAUGGCAAUGUUGUCUUUUCUAGUGGAUGGAAAAGAAAAUUUAGAUAAAACUAAAAUAAUGCAAAUGACAUUAAUUCAUGACUUAGCUGAAUGUAUUGUUGGAGAUAUAACACCUUUUUGUGGUAUACCACCAGAUGAAAAACAUAGGAUGGAAGAUGAAGCUAUGGAGGACAUCUGUAAGCUGUUGGGUGAUAAGGGACCUGAAAUAUUACAAAUAUUUCGUGAAUAUGAAAAGCAAGAGUCUCCAGAAGCACAAUAUGUAAAAGACUUAGAUAGAUUAGACUUGUUAAUGCAAGCUUACGAAUAUGAAAAAAGAGAUAAUAUUCCAGGAGAGCUCAACGAAUUCUUUGUCGCGAUUAAUGGUAAAAUCAGACAUCCUUUUAUCAAUAAAAUUGCUAUUGAUAUAACCGAGGAGAGGGACAAAUUAUUAAAUCGCAAUUCAAAUGCUACAAAAUAACAAAAGUCAUGCUCUAAAAAACUGGAAGAGGAAGCUUCCAGAUAGCUCAAAUGAUAUUUUAUGUUGAUUACUAGAUUGUGCGCGAAGUUUACUUACAUGAUUAUUAAUAAUUUAAUUAAUAAUAAUUAAAUUAAAUUUGAGUAUAUAAGAUUUUAUAUAUGAUAGAUAAGUAAGUCUCGAUUACUUGAUUACUUAAGUUAUUCAAAUGUUUAUUGCGUAAUUUAUUUAUAGAUUAACAAUGAAGAAUUUAUUUAUGCGUAUGUAUUUUAUUAUCUCUUGACCCUUAUGUAUUAAUGUCACAUAUUAUUAGUUAUUAUCUACUUAUUUAAAUUGUUAGAGUGUAAAAUAUGCCUAUACUUGUACAUCUCAUUUAUGUUAUUAAUUGUGAUUAGUGUUUAAACGCAACAAAGAAAUUACCAAAUCUUACUUUUUAGACAUUGUAUACAAUUCACAAAGAGAAGAAAGUGAUAAUAUAUAUACAUAGCAUAUA
This is a messenger RNA of Nylanderia fulva, 1328 nucleotides long. Its product is annotated as 5'-deoxynucleotidase HDDC2. Gene Ontology annotation, molecular function: 5'-deoxynucleotidase activity. Gene Ontology annotation, cellular component: cytoplasm. The record is from RefSeq and is a predicted model, not a curated record. NCBI's taxonomy places the organism in Eukaryota, Metazoa, Arthropoda, Insecta, Hymenoptera, Formicidae.